AUGGUUUUGCUUCCCUUAAAAUCAGAGGAGGUGGGCCAAAAAGAAGAUAACAAACACCGAUUGAUUAAUUACACUUUUGCAGGAUCACCCCUUACCACAACGUUAGCGCAAACAGUUGCAACACAAGCGGUCCAUACAACUGAAAAACAUCUGACAACAGUUGCAACACACGCGGUCCAGACAACAAAAGCACCUUUGACAACACAAACAUCAACAGUGCCUCCAACAACAACGUCAAGCGACCCUGUAAACCAUGACUGCAACAAGUUCUCAGUGGUCAGCGAUUUGUCACAUGGCCAGCCUGUUGCCAAUGGUCACGCUCCAAAUUGUUCGUCUGGAUCGUAUGCUUCGACGGAAGCGUUUGUUUUAAACAAUUGCAACGUAACCACCCCUGAUUUGUGGCAUCCAGGAAUGCAGGUUAUGAGUAAUUGCAACGCUAUUCCGGCGUAUACGGCAGUUGGUACGUACUUGGAAGGGAUUUAUGCUGUUGGCACUGGCUUAUCAGGCGUUUUUCUCGAAUGCAUUCCCAACGGUUUCAAGAUUGCCUUUCAAGUUGCCUGCGACAAGUCGCCAGAAAUCCGACAUAUUGAGCAAGGAGGUCUUGGCUUUCUCGACCCCAACACCUAUUACAUAAUUGUGUAA
This is a messenger RNA of Mya arenaria, 642 nucleotides long. RefSeq lists its product as uncharacterized. The coding region runs from base 1 to 642 and encodes 213 amino acids. Lineage: Eukaryota; Metazoa; Mollusca; Bivalvia; Myida; Myidae. The transcript is spliced from 4 exons. The record is from RefSeq and is a predicted model, not a curated record.